Molecule: messenger RNA, 942 nt
Organism: Cantharellus anzutake
Lineage: Eukaryota; Fungi; Basidiomycota; Agaricomycetes; Cantharellales; Hydnaceae
Exons: 2
Coding region: 60-467 (135 amino acids)
Source: RefSeq, a predicted model, not a curated record
GGAAACUCUCAGCAUACCCCUCAGUAAAUUGAGACCUGUAUUGGUAUUCGAUCAUCGGUAUGGAUGAUAUGAACAACUUGGUAGCCCACGAAUGCAGACUGGCCUCAUGUAGAGAUUUCGGAGCUUCUAUAGUGAAAACGAGCAAGCGGGAAGAAAUUACCACGUUAUCGAUGGCAGAAGAUGCAAUCGCCCUCAUCGAUCAUCUCGGAUUCAGAGGCAUAGAUGCAUGUGGGGGGUCGAUGGGGGGUGUUAUUCUCCAACAAAUCCUCAUCCUCGCUUCUACCACACCAAGUGCAGUUCCUUUCCGGAUACACCAUGCUCUUCUCGCAGCUACAACGACAAAAAUUCCUCGCGGUGACCCGGAGUUCAUUGAAUAUCUUGCCAAACCUCCUCCGGUCGAUGGACAACUUACGGAUGAGAGGAAAUGGCGAUUGCGAGACCUAUGGUUGAGCUUGGCUACGACGUAGAUUUUCUAAGGACACCUGAAGGAAAAGCGAAAGUAGAAAAGCUCUUGCCUUCAAUGAUCCUUAAAAGACCUUCGAAACAAAUAACUGGUGGACACCGCCUGACGCGGCAGGUCCCGCCACUCUUCUGUCCUCCGGGGAAAGGGGCAGGCCCGACGGGAAUUUGGUAACAGUCGCCAAACAGAAUAUGCGCAAGUAGGCGAUCACGAAUAUGCGACACAGUACAAACGGUGGAGGAACUGGAGGGUAGCGGCGGUCCGAAAAGCAUGAGAGAAGCAGCACAGUGGGACGAUAGUACAAAGAGCAGGGGGGAAGGCUGAGUAAACGGCACGAGAGUGGUGCGGUAUAAGAGAAAUUGGUUAGUGAGUUGGGAGGACCCUGGGUUAUCUAGAAUUGGCAAUAAUAGAGGACCUUGUCAUCAAACGCAUUCAAUCAGGGUCGAAAAAUUUACAAGACCCGCUACAGAGUAGCGGGAAUU